AUGGAGACGGCGGGCAGUGUCGUGGGGACGCGAUCCACUCGGACUCCUCCACCCGCCCGACGCCCAGAGCGGAGCCGCGCGCCCAGCCUGGUCCGGUGCCGCGCCAUGCAGAACCAGCCGGCUCCGCCGCCGGCCGUCCGCACCGUCGCCAUCCCCUUCGCCGACCUCAAGGAGCGGGGCAAGGACCUGCGCGGCAGGAUCGAGGAGGGGCUCGGGCCCAACGGGCUAGGCAUCAUCUCCAUUUCCCACGUGCCUGGUUUCCCGGCUCUAAGGAGAACGCUCCUGCGCCUGGCGCCGAGAGUCGCGAACCUGCCUGAAGAUGUCAAGGAACAACUUGAAGACCCGGAUAGCAGGUAUAACUUUGGCUGGAGCCACGGGAAGGAGAAACUUGAAUCUGGAAAACUCGAUACAUUCAAAGGAUCCUACUAUGCCAACCCAAUUUUGGAUGUCCCAACUACUGAUGACGCCCUUCUAAGUAGGUACCCAUCAUAUUGCCGACCAAAUAUAUGGCCAGCUGAUCAUCUACCUGAGCUUGAAAUAGCGUUUAAAGCUCUUGGAAAGCUAAUGCUGGAAGUUGGCUUGAUGUUGGCUCGUCAUUGUGAUCUCUACGUAAUGCAGCACGGAGUGGGAACAUUUGAUGGUGAAAGUCUUGAGCAGACAAUUUCUCGUUCAAGGUGUCACAAGGGACGCCUGCUCUACUAUUUCCCCAGACAAUUCAGCACACAAAAAGAAGAAGGUGGUUCUGUUUCAUCGUGGUGUGGAUGGCAUACUGACCAUGGGUCUUUAACAGGACUUACAUGUGGUCUGUUUAUGAGAAAUUCAGAGGAGAUCCCCUGUCCUGAUAGUGCAGCUGGGCUGUACAUCCGGACUCGUGAUUACCGAGUUGUUAAGGUUACAUUUGGGGAGGAUGAAUUAGCUUACCAAAUCGGGGAAACUACUGAAAUACUAUCAAGAGGUCGUUUAUGUGCAACUCCACACUGUGUGCAGGCACCUAGCGGUGAGAAUGCUUCAAAUGUUGAGCGCUCUACUUUCGCAAUGUUCAUGCAACCAGAUUGGAACGAGACACUUAAGUUCCCAAGUGAAAUUCCUUAUCACCAAGAGUUGAUUCCACCAAACGGAGCACUUACAUUCGGGGAGUAUUCAGAGAGACUGGUGAACAAGUAUUACCAAGGAAAGACAUGAACGAUUACCAUGAGGCCUCGAGGAAAAGCUCCAGUUGAGAUACCUAACAGGAAAUGAAGAGUUGCAACUAGUCGCCUCCUGCAAGCUGUUGCCAAAAUAGAAAGAUGAAAAGAUUUAUAGAUGUACAGUAUGACUAUCAUUGCUAUAA
Molecule: messenger RNA, 1330 nt
Organism: Lolium rigidum
Lineage: Eukaryota; Viridiplantae; Streptophyta; Magnoliopsida; Poales; Poaceae
Exons: 15
Coding region: 1-1182 (393 amino acids)
Source: RefSeq, a predicted model, not a curated record